Botrytis porri is the source of this 1010-nucleotide messenger RNA. RefSeq lists its product as uncharacterized. Gene Ontology annotation, molecular function: protein tyrosine/serine/threonine phosphatase activity. The coding region runs from base 526 to 870 and encodes 114 amino acids. Gene Ontology annotation, biological process: protein dephosphorylation. NCBI's taxonomy places the organism in Eukaryota, Fungi, Ascomycota, Leotiomycetes, Helotiales, Sclerotiniaceae. The record is from RefSeq and is a predicted model, not a curated record. The transcript is spliced from 2 exons.
CUAGCAAAUCUUACAGGCGCAAGUAUUUUCGUGGCGGAUACAAGGCUCCAGAAUUACACAGCAUGAAAGCCUAGAGGGAAGUUUUCCUAGUGAUACAUUGUCUGUUAUAUUUAUAUUCAAAUCCCUUUUUCAUUUUCCAGAGAGAACAAGUAUAAUCUCAUCUAUCCAUCCAUCCAUCCAUCCAUCCAACUCCUCUCAUCGCAAACUCACAAUGGCCCAAUUAAUAAACCAUCCCGGCAUUCACACUCCAAGCCCAAACCCGAACAUGAACCACAUCCUACCUAAUCUCUGGAUCGGAGAGUUAAAAGCUUCACUUCUCUCUAUUCUCCCCUCUUACUAAUCUCCUCCCCCAGUAUCCUAUCCACAUACAACACAUCCCAUCUCCUCAGCAAAAAUAUCCAUACAAUCAUAUCCGUAAACGAUCAACCUCUUCCCCAAUGGCUUCGUACUCGCUAUCUCGAACUGAUUUUCUCACACAUACAUUUUCGAGUCCAUGAUGAUUCGCUGGAAGAUAUUCUACUCAUUAUGAACGAUGUAUGUGAAGUGAUUGAUGAGUCAGUUCGUGAAAGUCGGAGGGUGUUGGUGCAUUGUGGUCUUGGAAUUAGUAGAUCUGGAACAGUUGUUUUAGGAUAUGUAAUGCGAGAAAGAGCUUUAGAUCGAGAAGAAGCUCUAGCUUUUGUACGCCAGAAGAGAUCGCGAGUGCAGCCUAAUAUCGGGUUUUGGGAGCAAUUGGGUAUAUGGCAUGAUUGUCAUUAUGAUGUGUUUGAGACUGUCGAUGGUGAAAUUUUGGAAAAGAAAGUCUAUCGAGAGUGGAAAGUAAAGACUGAGAGGGAGAUGAGUAGUAGAGUAGGCACCCUUACUCAAUCUUAAUCAUCAGUUAGAGAAUAGAGACAGCUGAAUGUUGGAAAUGUUUUGGUGUCAUGGAGUCUUAAAUGUUUGACAGAUUCGUAUGUAUAGUUGAUUUGCAAGGAAGGGUGAAUGUCUCGCCUCUUUUGAGCCAAGAGAAUGAA